Messenger RNA from Trypanosoma brucei brucei TREU927, 2988 nucleotides. RefSeq lists its product as hypothetical. The transcript has a single exon. Bases 1 to 2988 code for a protein of 995 amino acids. Lineage: Eukaryota; Euglenozoa; Kinetoplastea; Trypanosomatida; Trypanosomatidae. The record is from RefSeq and is a predicted model, not a curated record.
AUGGCUAGUGCCCCCCGCCUUGGUCGCAAGGGAGGGAAAAUUACUGCCUCACCCAUUAUCCCUACGCAUGCGCUUACGCCUGGAAGUUCCACGUCGCCAGUUUCGCUUCACACACCCGGUGAGGGUACCACGAUUAUUGGCGACCCCAACGCUGCUCAUCCUUUCGGCUCCGAUAUGCUCACUGUUACGAAGAAACAAACCUCCGCGGAGGCUAAUGUUCUUCAAUUUGACGUGGGUGCAAUCCAAUUACUGGGAAAGGGUGUUGUUGUUGGAAGGGCAAAACAGGCUCGGACACGGACGUACCAACCGCAAUCCGAUGCUACGGAGGUAAGACAGCGGUUGCAUGGAGUUUUCUCAACGCGGCGAAGCAAGGUUCCGCAUCGCGCCGCGUCUGCAGGAUUGGACGCACUUCAAGAGAGCGAAGUCGUUGCCACGCGAAAGUCGCAAGAUACGUUAUCACUUGUGGCUGCUUUGCUGUCUGCUGAUCGAAUGGCGAACAUUCUCGUUGUUGUCUCCAAAUACUACGAGCUGAGUCACGUCAGGUCGAGUGUUGAGGCCAUUUUACGAGAAGAGGGAGAAGAUACUCAAAGUGUUGGUGUACUUUUUGGGCAAACUUUCGAGGGUAGCAAAUCUACUCGCGCGUGGGUGAUGACCGCGGAUAUGGCCCUCCUCUACAUGACACAAUUGGGGAGUCCCGCUCCCUUUACGCAUGUAGUUGUUCCUUGUUGCGUCGACACAACCUCGUCACUAUCAUGCUUUCUCAAGAUGCUUGGUGGGUGGAUGAUGAGUAACACACCUCGCUCCCAGUCCGUGCGGCUUGUUGUCACAACGGACUGCAGCAGCGAUGGUCAUGUUGCUAGGACAAUUGGUGUACCGAGAGUCAAGAUUCUGGAUGACAAAGUAAUCCGCCUGCACGAAUUCUCGUACAAUGAGGUGUGCGCUCUACUUGGAAAGCAAACCAUGGAAAUGGAUAAGGAUGCCGCGGGGAAAUUCCCCAGCCCGCCGAAGCGACUUGUUGACUACACCGCGGAUGUUGCCGCUGAGCUUGUGCGUUAUGUUGUUACUCACACCCCUACGGCACAGAUCUUUUCUAUAUUUACCGCGGAUGUUCGUGAAGUACUUACCGCCCUGCAGGGGGCCAAAAUUGAGGAUUGCACCGUGUACUCUACGCUGAAAAGCGCUGCUGACAAGGUUGAAACGAAACAUCGUGUGCACGUCAUAAAUCAUGUGAGUCAUGCCUUGGAUACCGAAAAUGAAUUCACAAUGGUGCUAGACAUGGGGACCAUACGGCGUUCAUCUGUACAACACAAGUCGGAGAGUUUCAUAGCGGCCAGCACUACAGAAUGGGAAUCCAAAGCUGAGCAGGCCGAACGCAAGUCUAUUCUUGGCGAAAACACCACUUGUUGCUACUUUGCCCUCUUUCAGGAUGAUGUCGGUGCCUCUUUCCAAGACGAAGCCCAGUUCCUUCCGGACAUAUUCAAUGUGGAGAACGCCUUCGUGCAAUGCGCACGACUGAACCUUUCGGUAUGUGAGGUGGGUCGCUUGUUACCCUCCGUUCCACGUGAUGUUGUUGAUCAAGUGAUGCAGAAGGUCGCAGAAAAAUGUAUGAUUUCGACUCCGGACAGUCUUGACAUCACGUUUCUUGGUGAAAUAAAGUCACGACUGCCGGUUGAGAUAGACGUUGCGUAUUUGAUAAUGGGUGGUUGCAGCCUGGGGCUCGGAGAGGCAACACUUGUGGUUAGUGCAGUGAUUGCGCUGCCCUUCCGAUCUACUGCACCUCCUACCUACACCGUGAACCGUUGGACUGAGGCUACUCAGGAAAGUCGGAAGAGAUGUGCUGGCGAUAUUGCAUUAUCUAGUGACCUUCUCGCUGAUGCGUUCGUGUUUUUGGAGUGGCUUAGGCUCCGUACUACCGGUGCAGCGACAGCUACCUUCCUUGAGGCGUUUCUUGUGCAGGAAUUCAAGUUUGAAAAAAUAGAAGGAUUGAUGAACCACAUGAGAGAUCAGUUGAUGAACUACGCGUUUUUGGAUCGCCUGGAUGACGUGGACACCGUAAAUAAGGUUGCAGAAUCCUUGAGGGAGAAUGCAUCGACGAUGCUCAUGUUGUUGUCUAUGGCUCUCUCUCGUCGUGCGGCGUUUAUUCGUGAUGCGGGCCACAUAAACGAGAAGGAUCGUCACGCCUCCAUGGUAUUUGUGCGUACUUCUAAGCAGCUAGUGGUUCAUCCAUUUAUCCCUUCAGGUGCCAGAUGGGAGACAGGCGGAAUCGUGAUCCCUGUGAUUCUGAAGAACAGUACCACAAUUCUGGGGGGAAUGUUUUCCCUUGUGGACACUUCACUUUUCUUUGCAUCUCUGCUACUACUUUACCCACAAAUUGAAUAUUCCAGGCCGGUGACAACCGAAAGGGGCCGCGUAGUGUACUUCGGCGUUGCGUGCAACUGGCAAAUGAAGCGUUUCGUUGUUUCUAUUGAUGAUGCAACACAAAUUCUUGAUUUCAGGGAGAACAUCAACACAGCAAUAGGGUGCAUGCGGGCGCUGCGUAUGCUCCCCCACCCCAUUUCAAAGACUAGGUUUGCCAUAGCGCUGAAGGAACACGACCGCUUCUUUGACAUGGAAAGACUUCACAGAGAAACACAGCGCCGACUCCACAGUCUCGCCGCUGCUCUGAACGUACAGGAACACCAAGGUAGUUUUGAAACGUUCGCAAAGCAUUACACCGCGCCGAAGGAAAUAAUUCCGUUCAAUGAUGUGGCGGCAACGGAUGUAUUGUUGCUUCGUCGCUUUGCCGACGGCACGCUAUGGGACGAACAGCGGCCUUCGCCGCAAAGCGCACCGGCAAUUGGGUCAAGUCCCCAAAAAUCAGCAGUAUUAACUCCCUUCGAUACCGCUAUCCCUGCACCGUACGACGAUGACGACGAUGACGUGCAAAUCAUCCAAAACUCCUACUUUAUGCUGCAUGGACCACUCAUUGAGGAUGAUGACGAUGAUUAA